Malus domestica (apple) is the source of this 1934-nucleotide messenger RNA. RefSeq names its product E3 ubiquitin-protein ligase HAKAI homolog. Gene Ontology annotation, biological process: regulation of cell adhesion; protein ubiquitination. Lineage: Eukaryota; Viridiplantae; Streptophyta; Magnoliopsida; Rosales; Rosaceae. Gene Ontology annotation, molecular function: ubiquitin protein ligase activity. The record is from RefSeq and is a predicted model, not a curated record.
ACCAACCCAAAGCCCAGUAAACCAGUUCCCUUCUUCUUCUUCGUGUUCCAAAUCUCAGCCGAAAUCCACCCGCCAUUUAACAAAAUUUCAGAAUUCCCUCUUCUUCCGCCGAUUUUCACCCAAUUUAGCUCAGGGCUUGCGGCGGUAACUGAAAAUCAUUUACCCUUUUCCGACUUGGCUGCUCGAUGGUUGCCAUCGCCGACGACGUCGUAAGGACGACCUUCCGGAGGAGAAGAUAUUUGGUCUCGUAAUUGGAGUUUGAAGUUGGAAAUUUUAGCGUGCUAUAGUAAGUCGCAAACUUUACACAUCCAAGGAAGAGGGUAAUAGUAGGGUGAAAGAUGCUGAUCCGGCUUAAGAGUCUUCUACCAACAGAGGGUGCUGCAGGGGCAAAACACGUGCCAGCAGAGACUGUGACCGUUGCAUGCCCUGACCACCUUGUACUUGCUGAUCUUCCUGUGGCAAAGGGCAUUGGUGCAGUAACCACCACUACUCUUGUCAAGAAUGUAGGCCGCAGGUCCCGUCGCCAGCUCGGAGAACGCGUCCACUUUUGUGUUAGCUGUGAUUUUCCAAUUGCUAUCUAUGGACGCCUGAGCCCUUGUGAGCAUGCUUUUUGUCUGGAUUGUGCUAGGAGUUACUCAAUAUGCUAUCUUUGCGACGAACGCAUCCAGAAGAUUCAGACAAUCAAAAUGAUGGAGGGGAUCUUCAUUUGUGCAGCCCCUCACUGUCUGAAAUCUUUUCUGAAGAGGGGUGAAUUUGAAUCUCAUAUCCAUGAGAACCAUGCUUACCUUCUUCAGCCAAAUGCAAGCAAAAUGGAUGGAAAUGAAUCAGAAUCUCAGAAUUCCAAACAAUGUACAGUAUCUGAAUCCACCGCUCGUGCUCCACCAAGGCCAUUAGUUUCUCCUGGUUCAAAUUCUCAGCUCUAUGAUCGUGAGGACAAAGCUCGGCUUCAACAGACUAGAGAACAAUCACUUCCAAGGCCAGUCAUGCAGCCCAACCCAGCCCCAGAAUUUGGGCAAGUCCAGAAUAACCCUCCAGACCCCAGUCGCCCCCCAGGUUUUGACAGGCCUGCUCCCCUCAAUCUCUUCCAUCAACAAAGCUAUGAUUCAAUGGGUGCCCCAAUGCAGGAAUCUGGCCAAUUUUCCGAUAAGCAGCAAGGAAUUUUAUCUGAGACUCCCUUUUCUGAAUAUCCACCCAUGCAUUCCAUUCCACCCCCUAAUUAUGCAAUUCCUGUUAAUUCCAAUCAAGUGCGGAUGCCUCUUCCAUUUGGCCUUCCCUUUCUAGUUGAUGGAUCCCGGCAAGUUUAUGGUGCUCCCUAUGAGAUGGCACGACAGGAUUCCGCCCCAGAUGUUGGACCAGAACAGGGGUCAUUACUGGGUUUCCCCCCUGGUUCAGUAGGUAACAUGAACUUUCCGGCUAGUUAUCCACACUCUUGGAAUGCAGGUCAAGCUGGUGCUCCUUUUGAAGCUGCAGCAGGGGGUCAAGGAAAUACAGAUAGUUUCUCUAACUCUGCAGAGCCUCAAGGACAAGCUGCAUUUUAUCAAGGAGAAUAUGGACGGAAUCCCGGUGGUAUGCCCUUCAAUUCUCCGCAAUUGACCAACACUGCAAUGGAACAAGUGCAGGGUGGUAAUAUCAUGGAUCCCAGGGACGGCAAAGGUGUUUUAGCAGCACAGCCCAUGUCACUUCCUCCGCCGCCUCCACCCCCACCUCACAUGUCACAACUCAAACGUAAGUUUUAUGAAGGCGAUAUGGGAUGAGAUGGACAGGGCUAGAUCUGGAAACACGACCACCCCAUGAUGGCUGUUGAUGGCCAAGUCUAGAAAAGAUUAAUAUUUGUAAUUUUCCUCCUUUUUUACCUCCUUGAAACUCGUUGCUUGGUGGUAUUAUUGGUCCAAGGUUCUCUCUUGAGUAUUGUUUUUCCCUGGCUCAGGUCUUUA